GCCGAGCUAACGGUACGUCUGUACGCAGUCCGCGCGCGAAUACAACGAAUUCAAACACGAUACGCUCGUCUACAAAUACGACUGCACACAACAAUCGUCAAUCGUAAAGUUUUUCUUUCCUCUCGUUAUUUGUCGGUCCUGGUGCGGUUUUCUAUAUCUGUGUUUUAUCGCGAAGAUCAUAAAUAAAUAUUAGAUUUCGCUAAAGACAGGUAAAGGUUGUUACCGUGAAAAGCUUCGAGCUAGACGUUUCUGUUGUUAGUACAAUGUAUCGCUCUAACGUAGAUUGAGUGCAAUAAUAUGGUCUAUGACACGAAGACUAUGCCGUCGAUAUUUCACUCAAGGAAUAAAUGCUGUUCAUGAGAUAUAAAACCAAACAAAAUGAUUUUGAAAAUCGGAGGGAAAUCACCUCCGGUCGCGAAGACCGCCUCGGAGAAAGAGGCAAAGAAAGAGGAGAAGAAAGAAACGAAGAAGAAAUGGGAGAAGUGUGAGGAGAGAUGUCCAGGAGACCCGUGGGCUUACUGUGUGGUGUUAUGGUGUGCGUGUGCCAUGAGCCUGAUCUCGAGCGGCUACAGCCUGUACAAGCAGCAGGCGCUGACGGAGCGGCUGUCGCUGCUGGAGGAGCAGCAUCUGGCGCUGCGCAGCGCCGUGCUGGAGCCGCAGCAGCCGCUGGUGGAGCGUCUGCGGCGGGACGUGCUGCCGCGCCCGCCCCUCUACUGGCGGCCCCGCAGGAGCAUCCGCGACUAUGGGGACUGUGGCUGUCCACCAGGUGAGCAAUCGCACUAG
This is a messenger RNA of Spodoptera exigua (beet armyworm), 783 nucleotides long. NCBI's taxonomy places the organism in Eukaryota, Metazoa, Arthropoda, Insecta, Lepidoptera, Noctuidae. The record is from the annotation of a GenBank genome assembly.